GGGGCCCGCUGCUGCUGCUGCCGCCGAGGCUGGGCUGAGCAGCGGCAGGAGCGCUGGGGCCUUGGACACGUCGAGCGGCGGGAGGAAGGGGGAGAGGAGCCCGGGAGGGGAGCGCGGAGACGCCGGCGGCCCCAGAGCGCCCGGCCCGCUGGGCGAAAGAGAAGGAGCCUCCGAGCAGAGCAAGCCGCGCACGGGGUAAAGCGGAGAGAGAGAGAAAGAGGAGCAGCCGCCGCCGCCGCCGCCGAGACAAAGAGCGGAGCCCGCCGGGGAGAGCAGCCUUCUCCUUGCCGCCUCCUCCUCUUCCUCCUGCCAUUAUUAAUCCUUGGCCCGGGGAGCCCCGACGCGCCCGGAGGAGCGGACCACCGGCGGGUCUCCCCUUCCUACCGCCAGCCAGAACCUUCUCGCAAGCGUAACUUUGCUCAAGAGUCUUAACUUUCUGUGUCUGGAUCCUGAAUUGUGCCAAAGAGGGACUCCAUGAAAGAUGACAGAAGAAGUUAUUGUUAUAGCAAAGUGGGAUUACACUGCACAACAGGACCAAGAACUCGACAUAAAGAAGAAUGAACGCCUCUGGCUGUUAGAUGAUUCCAAAACAUGGUGGAGGGUAAGGAACGCAGCCAACAAAACAGGAUAUGUGCCAUCCAAUUAUGUUGAGAGGAAGAACAGCUUGAAGAAGGGUUCCUUGGUUAAAAACCUGAAAGACACAUUGGGUUUGGGGAAAACAAAGCGGAAGACAAGUGCCAGAGACGCCUCACCGACCCCUAGUACCGAUGCAGAAUACCCAUCUAACGGUAGCAACACCGAUCGGAUUUAUGAUCUGAACAUCCCUGCAUAUGUUAAGUUUGCCUAUGUAGCAGAAAGGGAAGAUGAACUAUCUCUCGUGAAAGGAUCCCGAGUCAUUGUUAUGGAAAAGUGCAGCGAUGGCUGGUGGAGAGGGAGUUACAACGGACAAAUUGGAUGGUUUCCUUCAAACUACGUGGUAGAAGAAGUCGAGGAAGCGACUGCCGAUUCGCCGAGUUUUCUCAGCUUGAGGAAGGGAGCCUCCAUGAGCAAUGGCCAGGCCAUGAAAGUACUUCACGUUGUUCAGACAUUGUACCCGUUCAGUUCUGUCACGGAAGAAGAGCUCAACUUCGAGAAAGGCGAAACCAUGGAAGUCAUAGAGAAACCUGAGAAUGAUCCGGAAUGGUGGAAAUGUAAAAAUUCCCGAGGGCAAAUUGGCCUCGUUCCGAAAAACUAUGUAGUAAUCUUAAGCGAUGGCCCUACAAGUAACAGUUCCCACCCACCUCCGAUAAGCUACACGGGGCCCGCUACUACGGGACGGUUUGCAGGAAGAGAAUGGUAUUAUGGGAAUGUUACUCGACAUCAGGCAGAAUGUGCUCUAAAUGAACGGGGAGCGGAAGGGGACUUCCUUGUCAGAGACAGCGAAUCUUCGCCCAGUGACUUUUCAGUGUCUCUAAAGGCGUCGGGGAAGAAUAAACAUUUCAAGGUGCAGCUGGUGGACAGUGUCUAUUGCAUUGGGCAGCGUCGAUUUAAUACUAUGGAUGAGUUGGUGGAACACUACAAAAAGGCUCCUAUCUUCACCAGUGAACAUGGGGAAAAGUUAUAUCUUGUGAAAGCACUUCAGUGACGUUGAAGAUGGACUUAGGCCUGUUGGGGGGCCUCUUAUAACUUACAAGCCUUAGGUCCUAAAUUCACUUUUAUAGAGCAGAGCAGUCCAGUCUGAGACAGUCUUCAGAGAAUGACCUCUUUCUAAAGUAUUGGCUCUGUUGAUUAUAUUCUUUCUCUUUUGUUUCCCCACCCCACCCCAUUUUUUCUCUCUCUCUUUUUUUCUUGCUUACUUGGUCUUUUUUUUUUCCUCUCUGGAAAAUUUGGUUGCUUCAUGUUUCCCUCAGGUUGAAAAUAUCACUUAAGUGACCAUUCUUCCCUAGGUUCUAAGCUCAGCUCUUCUGUGUACGUUUACAUAGUUAGUUCACAUAAACAAGGGUUUUUUUCUCAAUUGAAAACAGUGUUAACUUGUUCAGAUAGCUCACGCUGGCAGAACACAUCAUUAAGAGGCUGGGCACAGUUUGAAUGCACUGAACCUGCAGCUAACUAAGUGAAAUAUAGUAGACAUAACAAUUGUGGCUGUGAGUUCUGUAGCUAUUUUGCUUACCAAGUAGUAUACUCCAGAAAUUCCUAGUUUCUAGAAGCACUCUUUACAUUCUCUACUCAACUAUUACAUUUGCCUCCUUGGUUCUUUGUGAAGAGUACACUAACUAAAGCAUUUUGUAAUAGUACUUCUUAAACUACUACGGUAAAAAUUGUAGUAAUAAGAAAACUAUCUAGCAUACUUUGACAUGUAAUUGCAACAGAGAUGUUUCAUUGAAAGUCGAUUACUUAGAGAAUCAUUGAAUUGUAAUGGUUGAAUGUUUUGGUAAUCUACAACCAAAUGUGCCAUCCACAUAAUGCUUUCUUUUCUUGCCCUUCUUCUGCUUGUUUGAAUUAAACAAUUAUGUAUUUAAUUCUUAAAGUAAUAUGUAUCUGUAGCUGAUUGACACUAAUACAGACAUUUAAUAAACAUAGCUAAUUAUGGGCGGGUGGGGCUUCCAACACAUAACAUGCAUACGUUUUAUAUAUGCAUAACGGAACAAAAAUUCAGGGUUUACAAACGGUGAUGUGAUUGGUAGUAAGACACACAGAAUGUUAUAUGAAGAAAAUGCUUUUUUCCCUUUUUCUUUACUUUUAACCUUCUUAUGGUUUUAAAUAUAGUCUUGAUGGCACAUUCCUGAAAAUUGAACAUUGAAAAAAAGGGGGGGGGCCUUGAUGAUCCCAGAAACAUGCUUACCCAGCUUUUUGGAUAUUGUAAUAAAAAAGGUAUCAUGUGAAGAUGGAGUAUUGAAUUUAUCCUUAAGAGUCCUAUAGCAUGAUGAAAUGUGGUUAAAUGUCACCAUUUAUAUACUGACCGUGAGAUUUGGGUAGUUUGAUCAGAUCAGCCAAACCAAAUUGCAAUGUUCUUCUUAUAUUUAAAUCUUGAACUCAUGCCAAAUGUAUGGACAGUUGCUUUGUUUGAUUUCUUUGAAUAUAAUACGAACGUUGGGGACCUGCUGCCUGUAGUCAAAGGGCCUCUCGCUGCGGUAGUCUUUCAAGUUCUUUUAACUCAUGUCACCAACGACCAUUGUACCUAAUGGUCUUUUCUAUAUGUAAGUUACCUUCUCAAGAUGAUCAAAAGCCCACCACUCUUGAAUUAGUUCCAAUAGGCUUAGAAUGGGAUUAGACAAUUUCAUGGGAAAGGGGUCUAUUUGCUGCAGUGGCUAAAUGGAGAAUCCAUAUUCCAUCCUUAUGGACACUGGUUGCUUGUGCAAAGGUAGGGGGACAAACCGGUAGCGCAACAUGAUUGCCUUCAAGCCCUUCUUGCAAGCUUCCUGGAGGCAAUCUGGCAAAGAAGAUGCUUGACUAGAUGGACCUUUGGUAGAAUCCAGCAGAGCAGUUGUGACAUUCGUCUGAAUUUUACUGGGACACAGCUCACUGGAGUCACCUUAUAUUCUGGCCCAGAGUAUGUGUGUUAAACGUAUUCAGGCCACAGUAACUUAUUCUGAAGCACUCGCAUUGACGUUGAUAGAAUUUCCCUACAGUUGAAGGAAGGCUGGAUGUUUACAGCCUUAAACUUCAGUGGUGCUAAAUAGACUUGAGUCCCAAGUAUGAUCACUCUCCUUAUGUGCCACAGCUGUGAAUGUGCUCCAUUGCCAAGGGUCAGGAACAAAUAAAUGUUGAAGCCAAACCAGAAAAAUUGCCGCAUUAGCCUGGCAGAAGCUGGUGGCAGACACAUGAGAAUCAGUUGGCAGGGGAUCCUUUUCUCCACGUGGCAAAUUUCUUCCACCAUUUAAUGACUGGAUUAAGCUAUAAAUGCAAUAAGCACUGUAGCGAAAACAAUUUCAGCUCAUCUGAUGUGAAUGUGGGUGAUCUAAUCUUAUGAAUGUCUAAUGUAUUUUGAAUAAGUUCAUGGCCUUUGUACAGAGGUAGAUCCACAGACAUUCAUCAUGGUUUGUUUGCUUUUUUUAAAAAAAAUACUAAUGUUAAAUUGUAUUGCUUUUAAGUACAUUUCAGUUUUUUUCUGUAUUUACCAGAUACAUUCUUUUUGAAUUGCUAUUUUAUAUUUAUUCAAGUUGAAUAGUCUGAGUAAGCACUGUAGUUGAGAAUAUUUAUGAAUGAGUAAGAAUGCAAUGCACCAAAACUUUCUGAUUCAGCCCUAUUGAACUUUGUUGCAACAGUGCUUGUGUAGUUCCUUAUUAAUUAUGUUGAACGCUUACUUUUAAAAAAAAAAAACCCUUUAGAGGUUGGGGUACGGAACUCUACAAAUUACUUGGGUUGAACAGGAUGCAAUAAGUUUUAUACAAUGAGCUGUUGUUCUCCAUGUUGCUUUCUAUUUCAAUACAACAAAAUAUUUGCCUUUGUUGUUAAAAUGCAUUGCUUGAUUGAGCUCUUGAUAGUGAGAUGUGGACCCUUUUUCUUCGAACAAUUGGUAGCUUAAUUUAUCACACCUCAAAUGCAAAAUAAAUAGCUCAGAUUAUUUCUUCCAGUGAGUAACAGCUUGACUUUGUCAACACUAGCUGAUCAAUCUACAAACCGGUUUUAAAUUCUUCCUGGUGCUCCUCACCACUUUGGUAUCAAUCUAAAAAAAAACCAAAUUUGUCCUUUUGCAGGCAUAAAGGUUUGGUGUUUUAAAACCGGCCCUUUUUUUUUUGGUUAAAUGAUAGAAACCAAAAAUUCAUUACAAAACAUUUAAAGUUAUUAAGGUGGCACCUUCUUUUACAAAAAAAAAAAACCAGAGAGAGAGACAGUUUUCACGAUAGUGAAGGAGAGCCCAUUUCAGAUGUUCAGCCAUCGAAGUCGCACAGUCCUUCCAUGCAGUUGCAUCAUCGCAGUUUUCAGAUGUUAAAUUGGUUUUUUGAAGGCUCUCUGUAUUCUCCCUUCAAUAGCAAGUUUCUGUCUGAGAUGUGGGGAUGUUUUCAAACAUAUGAACUCCCCACAUGACAAUGGAGUUUUUUUCCAGCCUCAGGGGACAUGGGAAGCUGUCUUUACCAGUUUUGCUCUGCCUGUUGUUUUGUUUGCUUGUUUGCUUUGGAACAUAGAUAGAUAGACAAAAAAGAGCUAGUGCAGUUACUGCUGGCUUGAUUUGCAGUCGCUUUGUGAUGGAUGGGAGUAUUCCACUUGGCUGUUGGUGAUUCUGAGAGAUGGUUUUGGGGGGGAAGGUUCUUCCUUCCAUCAGCUUUCAGACUGCUUGGCAAGGUGCUGGCUUGGUUUCAAAGAAAAAAGCCGCUGCUCCUGUUAUUAUAUACAAACCUAUUUCUUUAGCAUUUGAACCUGUCCUUGUGACGCAACGAUUCCUUUUUUGACUGUUGCUGAAACAAAGGUAGAGCCUUUAAGAAAAUAAGUUUGCAGCUGCUGUACCAUUGGUGGGGAGCAAUGGAGGUGGAGCUUGAGGCCUCCAAUAGUGGCAAGAGGGAAGCUUAUUCCUAUGCAUCGGCUAUUUUCUGUUUGCGAACUGACAUCGUAUAGCUUAAUUCACUUUACUACACCCAUCUCUUUUUCAUCUUUAUGCUCUUCUUCUUUUCUUGCUUCAGAAUUUUACCAAUGUCAAACAGCUAGGUGUUCUCCCUGGAUGUAAUAACCAUUAUUACACCAGUGAAGGCGGUGAAGGUCCUGUGUGAGUGUCUGGAGGAUGGAUGGCGGCUAAUAGAUUGAGGUUGAAUCCUGACAAGACAGAGGUACUACUUGUGGGGGAGAGGAGGCGGGUCCCUGGUCCUGAAUGGGGUAACUGUGCCCCUGAAGGACCAGGUGCGCAGCCUGGGAGUCAUUUUGGACUCACAGCUGUCCAUGGAGGCACAGGUCAAUUCUGUGUCCAGGGCAGCUGUUUAUCAGCUUCAUUUGGUAUGCAGGGUGAGACCCUACCUGCCCGCAGACUGUCUUGACAGAGUGGUGCAUGCUCUAGUUAUCUCCCGCUUGGACUACUGUAAUGCGCUCUAUUUGGGGCUACCUUUGAAGGUGACCCGGAAACUACAACUAAUCCAGAAUGCAACAGCUAGACUGGUGAUGGGAGCGGCUGCCAAGACCACAUAACACCAGUCUUGAAAGACCUACAUCGGCUCCCAGUACGUUUCCGAGCACAAUUCCAAGUGUUGGUGCUGACCUUUAAAGCCCUAAACUGCCUCGGUCCAGUAUACCUGAAGGAGCAUCUCCACCCCCAUUGUUCAACCCGGACACUGAGGUCCAGUGCUGAGGGCCUUCUGGCGGUUCACUUGCUGCGAGAAGCCAAGUUACAGGGAACCAGGCAGAGGGCCUUCUCGGUAGUGGCACCCGCCCUGUGGAAUGCCCUCCCACCAGAUGUCAAAGAGAACAACAACUACCAGACUUUCAGGAGACAUCUGAAGACAGCCCUGUUUAGGGAAGCUUUUAAUGUUUAAUAGAUUAUUGUAUUUUAAUAUUCUGUUGGAAGCCGCCCAGAGUGGCUGGGGAAACCCAGCCAGAUGGGUGGGGUAUAAAUAAAUAAAUAAAUUUAUUAUUAUUAUUACCCUGUUUCUCAUAUUUUAAGACAUACCCAUAAAAUAAGCCAUAGCAGGAUUUUAAGCAUUCAAGGAAUAUAAGCCAUACCCCGAAAAUAAGACAUAGUGAUAGGCGCAGCAGCAAUGCCAGCCGUGGCAGGAGGAGGAGGAAAAAAACAAGACAUCCCUUGAAAAUAAUCCAUAGUGGGUUUUUUUGAGGAAAAAAUAAAUAUAAGACAUGUCUUAUAAUAUGAGAAACACGGUAUUAUUCCUUAUGCUCACAACUUUAGCAGAGCCUUUAUGCUUUUCUGUAAUCCAGAGUCAGUUGUCACGAGAAGCAAUGUUUAAUGCUAUUGCAAUGUGAUAUUUUAGCUUGGAAGUAAAUCGGCAACUAUGCUGCCGAACGUUUGUUAUCUUGUUUUUGUGCCCUUCAUUUCUAUACCGCUUAAUAUUUUUACGAAUAAAUCUCAAAGCAGCUUAUAAAGCAUUAAAACAACAGAUUAAACAACACAGAACAAAACAUUAGUGAAGAAAGUCAAGUAUGACAUUGCAGUUAGUGAUAUGCAUACUGCAAGCCAUAGUUUGGACUGUAACUAACCAUGGGUUUGCCAGGAGCCUUGGAGCCAGAGAGGUGCCACUUGCUUAACCUUUUGUCAUUUCAGGAAUGUGAAAUAUAUUUUCAUUUAGCAAACGAUCCAGGAUUUAUGCCGGUUUGCAAUAAUAAGGCAUGUGCUUUGGCUCUGUUUCAAACAGGAAUAAUAAUUCAAAGGACUUUGACGCUGGGUAGUUUCAUACCAUCUUUUCAGUACAAGAAAUUGGAGUAUAAGAAUGUCCCAAAAUAAAUACAUGUUGAAAAUUCUGGGGCAACUUUUUGGGGCUGGAUUUGCAACCCAACAACUGAAUUGGACGGAUUAAUAUAUCAGCAUGAUAAAAGAAACAGUAUCUGGUAAUUAGAUUCCUUUCUUUUCCCAAGGAAAUUGCCUUUGUGGGCAACUUUUUACAAUUAACUGCUGGCUUGAAUGAGAGUAUCUUCCAGUUGUAUUUAUUGUCCAUUGACUGUCUUGCCUGAUGUCCCUCUUAUAGUUUUGUAAAUUAAUUUGAUUAUAUUCUCCUUGAUCUUUAUUUAGUUGCUCAUAAAAAUAUUUAAUGGUAUUGUUGAUUUUUCAGAUA
Messenger RNA from Zootoca vivipara (common lizard), 7685 nucleotides. RefSeq names its product NCK adaptor protein 2 (gene NCK2). Gene Ontology annotation, molecular function: signaling adaptor activity; receptor tyrosine kinase binding. Gene Ontology annotation, biological process: negative regulation of endoplasmic reticulum stress-induced eIF2 alpha phosphorylation; ephrin receptor signaling pathway; negative regulation of PERK-mediated unfolded protein response. Lineage: Eukaryota; Metazoa; Chordata; Lepidosauria; Squamata; Lacertidae. Gene Ontology annotation, cellular component: cytoplasm. The record is from RefSeq and is a predicted model, not a curated record.